Molecule: messenger RNA, 1785 nt
Organism: Penicillium samsonianum
Lineage: Eukaryota; Fungi; Ascomycota; Eurotiomycetes; Eurotiales; Aspergillaceae
Gene: atg22-1
Product: putative autophagy protein Atg22
Exons: 2
Coding region: 1-1785 (594 amino acids)
Biological process (GO): amino acid transmembrane export from vacuole
Source: RefSeq, a predicted model, not a curated record
AUGAGUAUACAGGAGAAUGUCGAGUCUCUUCCUCAAUAUCCUGGUGAUGAUAUCCGGCCAACCAGCAAGAGGGAGCUUGCUGGCUGGUAUUGCUAUGGCUGGGCUGCCGAGGCUUUUGUAGUAUGUGCCAUGGGUUCAUUUCUUCCGAUAACGCUAGAGCAGAUGGCUCGGGAUCGGGGCGUUCUGUUGUCUGACAAAACCACACCAUGCAGCGCAACUUGGAGCCCCUCGCUGCCAUCACCAGGCUCGGAUGCACCGGUGUAUCUUCCCCAGGUGUCAGAUGGUGGCCAGUGCAUCAUCUACUUCCUCGGCGCUGAAAUCAACACGGCAAGCUUUGCCCUGUAUACCUUUUCAUUGAGCGUCUUGGUUCAGGCAGUCCUGAUAAUCUCAAUGUCAGGAGCCGCUGACCAUGGAACCUAUCGCAAGAAACUCUUGAUUGUUUUUGCUUUCAUUGGCUCAAUUGCGACCAUGUUGUUUUUGGUUGUGGUCCCCAAGGUUUACCUCCUAGGUGGACUGCUUGCAAUCAUUUCAAAUACUUGCUUUGGUGCGUCUUUUGUCCUUUUGAAUUCGUUUCUACCUGUUCUGGUCCGCCACCACCCAUCGCUCAAGGAAAGUGGAGAGGCGACGCUGUCAGAUGAUAAUGUGACGAGCCCCAGGGGCGGCCCUUUGUUUUCUUCGACCGGAGAUAUUGGAGAUAUUGACCGAACAAACGUGGAUGACUCCACGCCGCUACUCGGGCCCAACGGGGAAGCCACAAAGACAUCUGCUGCCACUACCACUUCCCUGGAGCUUAGACUCUCCACCAGAAUCUCGUCCAAUGGCAUCGGUAUAGGUUAUAUCGGUGCUGUGAUUCUACAGAUCUUUUCUAUCUUAGUUGUUGUGGUCGUGCGUCCACCAACAUUCUCAUUACGCCUUGUGCUCUUCUUGAUUGGGCUAUGGUGGUUUGCUUUUACCAUCCCAGCAGCCUUGUGGCUGCGCACUCGGCCAGGCCCGCCUUUAUUGGGCAGUGACAGCAAACCGCUUCAUUCGUGGAUCGGAUACAUGGCAUAUGCCUGGAAAUCUCUUGGCAAAACUGUGACGCGGGCGCGGCAACUGAAAGAUAUCGUGAUCUUCCUUGCUGCCUGGUUCCUACUCAGUGAUGGAAUUGCCACGGUCAGUGGCACUGCUGUACUGUUUGCAAAAACCCAACUGAACAUGAAACCUGCUGCCCUGGGACUGAUCAAUGUGAUUGUCAUGCUUGCAGGAGUAUUCGGUGCAUUCUCUUGGAGCUACAUAUCGAAUUUCUUCAAUCUACGAGCCUCGCAGACAAUCAUUGCGUGCAUUGCCCUGUUUGAGCUCAUUCCACUGUAUGGUCUUCUUGGGUUCAUCCCGGCUGUGCAACGCGUGGGGCUUGGUCUCCAUCAGCCUUGGGAAAUGUAUCCUUUGGGGGCCGUUUAUGGCCUUGUCAUGGGUGGACUGUCAUCAUACUGUCGAAGUUUCUUCGGGCAACUCAUUCCCCCAGGCUACGAAGCGGCUUUCUACGCGCUUUAUGCAAUCACCGACAAAGGGUCUAGCAUCUUUGGGCCGGCCAUUGUUGGCGCCAUUACCGAUCGCUACGGUGAGAUUCGACCGGCGUUUGUGUUCUUGGCGGUUUUAAUUAUUGUGCCACUACCACUUAUGCUUUUGGUGGAUGUGGACCGUGGGAAACGAGAUGCCUUGGCGUUGGGAGCUGAGUUGGAUGGCAUACCGCAAGGAUCUGAAUAUGGGACCAUAUCUGACGAUCAAACCACGGAGGAUCCGAUUUGA